AUGGAGUCCUACUUCUUUAGUUACAGAACUCAGAAUGACUUCAUAUAACCUCUAACAACGUUGAGUUCAUUGACAUGCACAACAGCGUCGGCGAAGAUGUUCAGUGUUGCAAUGGGAGCAGUGCACCAGCAGUUUAUAAGCCAGGAUAGUGACACAACAUUUGAACAGUUUCACGCUGCCAUGCGUUGACCUUUUCACGUAAGUUUCACGUUCAAUGCCGCUAUGCCCGGUAGACACUACGAUGCGCCCCGACUGAAGGAAGUAAAAGAUUUCUUCGAUAAGUGGAAACAGUUGGCUACGCCUGGAGAAAAAGAGAAGGAAUUUGUCACAUUUAUGAACGAGAACGUUAAACCUAGCCGGGCUGAUCACGCUACUGUGUUCGCUGGAAUGGUGACGCCUCCAGCGGCCUUGGCUGCAAAAAGUGCUGGGGAGGAUCUUCCCCAGCUGAAAAUGAUCAAGAACGUCCCCGAUGUCCUAUUUGUGCCAACCGCAACAGUAUUAGCACUCAUUUCUGUAAAGAUUUCCAGAAGAAUGUUCAUGAAGAAAUUAGCAACAUAAGAAUAACCUAGGCGGAAAUGAAACGAGACCAUAAAUAUCCUCUCGUUGAUAGAGACAACGCCUGGUUGCUCUUCCCAAACCUUUCCUUUAACCCCAAAAGAAAACUCCAGUAUAUUAUGUAUAGGA
This is a messenger RNA of Argentina anserina (silverweed cinquefoil), 684 nucleotides long. RefSeq lists its product as uncharacterized. The transcript has 3 exons. The record is from RefSeq and is a predicted model, not a curated record. NCBI's taxonomy places the organism in Eukaryota, Viridiplantae, Streptophyta, Magnoliopsida, Rosales, Rosaceae.